AUGCUGUCUGGGGAGGAGAUCCUGUGCAGCACGCGGCAGGUUAUCGCGGGGCUGGAGGCCCUGCGCGGGGAGAACCGCACGCUGCUGGACACCCUGCAAGAGACGCUGCAGGGGCGCCCGACCGGAGAGUGUGGCAGCCUGGAGCAGGAGAAGACCAGCAUUAUCCUGCACUCUCUGGAGCAGAUCGAGCUGGGUCUGAGCGAGGCGCAGGUGAUGAUGGCACUGUCAGCUCACCUGGGCUCCCUGGAGGCUGAGAAGCAGAAGUUGCGGGCGCAGGUCAGGCGCCUGUGCCAAGAGAACCAGUGGCUACGGGACGAGUUAGCCCGUGCCCAGCAGAGGCUGCAGGACAGAGAGCAGGAGGUGGUGGCCCUGGAGGAGCAAAACCGACACCUGCAGUUCAUGAGCAGCAUCCGCAAGUACGACCAGGAGGAGACGCCCGUGGAAGACAAAGGCAGUGCCUCAAACAAGGAGUCGUUAGAUGAUCUCUUUCCAACUGAUGAAGAGGAGCAAUCACAAAUAUCUCAGCCCCACAGCAGUGCAGCAGCGGCUGCUCAACAAGGAGGUUACGAGAUCCCGGCCCGCCUGCGCACGCUUCACAACUUGGUGAUCCAGUACGCAUCUCAAGGCCGCUAUGAGGUGGCAGUACCCCUGUGUAAACAGGCCCUGGAGGAUCUGGAGAAGUCGUCUGGCCACAGCCACCCAGAUGUGGCCACAAUGCUCAAUAUCCUGGCAUUAGUCUAUCGGGACCAGAACAAGUAUAAAGAGGCUGCAAACCUGUUGAAUGACGCACUGGCCAUUCGUGAGAAGACACUGGGCAUGGACCACCCAGCGGUGGCAGCCACUCUGAACAACCUGGCUGUGCUCUAUGGGAAAAGAGGGAAAUAUAAGGAGGCUGAGCCCCUGUGUAAGAGAGCCCUGGAGAUCAGAGAGAAGGUGCUGGGUACGGACCAUCCGGAUGUGGCCAAGCAGUUGAACAAUCUGGCACUGCUUUGCCAGAACCAGGGCAAGUACCAGGAGGUGGAGCAGUACUACGAACGAGCCCUACACAUCUACCAGAGUCGACUGGGCCCUGACGAUGCCAACGUAGCCAAGACUAAGAACAAUCUAGCAUCGUGCUACCUAAAGCAAGGCAAAUACAGACAGGCUGAAGCACUGUACAAAGAGAUCCUAACCCGUGCCCAUGAGAAAGAGUUUGGAUCAGUGGAAGGAGAUGGAAGACCAGUUUGGAUUAACUCAGAUGAGGGUGGUUCUAGGCAGGACGGUUUGGGUAGUCUCAAACGAAGUGGAUCCUUCACUAAGCUGCGGGAGUCCAUACGGAGGAGCAGUGAGAAACUGGUGAGGAAGCUUAAAGGUGUGGGAGCCCCGGAAACAGCUCCCCGCAAUGCAGGGAUGAAAAGGGCCAAUUCCCUGAAUGUGCUUAAUGUUGGAGUAAUGGAAAAUCAAGAGUCUGCACAGGGCAUGAACAGGCUGACAGACACACAUCGACUCAGUUCCAGUACCCAGAGCUUGGCUCGACGCAGUUCCCUGAGCGGAGCCACUUAA
Chanos chanos (milkfish) is the source of this 1542-nucleotide messenger RNA. It is a transcript of the gene klc3, whose product is annotated as kinesin light chain 3. Gene Ontology annotation, molecular function: kinesin binding. Gene Ontology annotation, biological process: microtubule-based movement. Gene Ontology annotation, cellular component: kinesin complex; cytoplasm. The transcript is spliced from 12 exons. The record is from RefSeq and is a predicted model, not a curated record. The coding region runs from base 1 to 1542 and encodes 513 amino acids. Lineage: Eukaryota; Metazoa; Chordata; Actinopteri; Gonorynchiformes; Chanidae.